Molecule: messenger RNA, 3647 nt
Organism: Phymastichus coffea
Lineage: Eukaryota; Metazoa; Arthropoda; Insecta; Hymenoptera; Eulophidae
Exons: 6
Coding region: 159-1643 (494 amino acids)
Source: RefSeq, a predicted model, not a curated record
UAUAUAUAUAUACACACACACACACAUCAUAUCAAUCCCAAGUACUGGUGCCAGCAAAACAGACCGAAAGUGGUAAAUUUGGGAGCGGAGGAGAGUCAGUGAACAUAACCUCCGAUGCACCAAGGAUACUAAGGAGGCCAUAAAUAACACCAUCAAUCAUGACAGACCUACUGAUAGGCUUAUCAACAUCACCGACGUUUAGUCCUAAAACAGAAGUAGUAUUUCGUGCUCCCGGUGGCGCCGGUCAGCUGUUUCGUAAUUCCGAAAUGAGACAUUCGCGUAGCGAGGAUUUGCUCGGGCCGCCAACUCGUACGCCUUCUCCGCCAGCUACGAUACUUGCUGCUGCAGCUUCGGAAGAUGAUCUCGUUGCCGCGAGUGCAUUGAGUGCUGGUGCAAGUGCGAAUAGCAAACCAAGCUAUAGCUUGUUAACGCCAAGACCUCCUGGCUCGCCUCACAUGAAUCCUGACAGAGUCGACCCUGAAGAUUCUAUCAGAGAUAUCGUCACGGAGAAUGACCUUUAUAGGUUUGUCCUGUUCAAAAGGCACUACGACAAAUAUGUGGCGCUGGCCGCCAGAUACGAAGAGGCAAGGGGUUUGGCAUACUACCUCGAAGAACGCUAUCACGAAGUCAAGGCGGAACGAGAUAAAUUGGAAGAAACUCGGCAGAAACUGGAACGUCGUUUGGAAGGUUGCGAAGCUGAAUUGAAAGACAAAGAAGAAGAACUAUUUCUUCAAUUGGAACGUAGUUUACGUUUGGAAGACGAAGUCGAACGUACAAAACAAGACCGUGAAGCUUGUAUAGCUGCACGCGAACGUUUGGAGAGAGAGCAAGAAUCGGCGCUGAGACAGUUGCAAAUGCAAGCGGCGCAGAAUGAAAUCACACGUAGAUCACUGGAGAGAGCAAGGCAAGAAGUCGUCAGGCAAGCUACUGCCAUUCGCGCUGAACGCGAUGCUUUGGAAAGAGAGAACGAAGAGUUGAAGGAAAAAUUGCGCUUGGAGCAGGACGAACUUGGCGAGGAAAGACGACGUAACGAGGAAGGCGUUGCAGCAUUAACACAUGAAGCUGCGACUCUGAGACACGCUGCCAGACACCUUCGUGCCGCUGCUCUACACGCGACAUCGUGCCGCAGGCGACGCAGGUGCUCGAUUUGCCUCUACGCUAGACGCACUUUCCAGGAUGUCGAUGACUACCGCGACGAUAGCAAAUUAUUCAAGUGCCUGCAAGCUCCACUACAAGAUCUACGCACAUGGCUAAGACCAGCAACACCAGCAGCAUUACCACCUUUACGUACGAGUUCACCACUGGAACGCGGAGUUGAUGGUUAUAUUGAUGACUCGGACGAGUGCUCCGAGGAUGAAGCGUACUCCAACAAUCAACACAACGAGGUUUCUCUCUCGUCUACUGCCUCGAGUGCGCCGCCUACUGCUCGAGCUUUCUCCUCUGACUCUGGGUUCUCCUCGGAAACAGGCGACCGUCGCUCGCGCUCCUACGAAUGUGGCAGUCGAAAGAUCAGCGAGUCGUCGAACAGCGAACCUGGUGACGCAGCAAUCCAACGCAACGGUACCUUCGUACGAUCAAGGUGGACUUCAUCUUUCCGCAAGCUCCUUGGUCGCAAACCUAAGUCAAAAUCAGAACAGGCUUGAAAAAUGGCAUUGUAGAGAUUGUCUAUCUAGUUUUUCUUUCGUGGAGAGACAUUUAAAUUUGAUGCGAGACGAUUGGAUCUUACUUCGUGCCUUCGAUAACUUUAUUCAUGUGGCCAAAUGCGAGACUUUUGGUUUGUACGAAAAAUGAUCUUUCUUUUUUAAUCUAGAGGUGCGAAGUUUCUUGUUUAGAUGAAGAUACGUUUCUUGUUUCAACUUUUAUUUUCAAAUUUUUCGUGUCGUUAUUCAACUGUAUUACUUAGUACCAUAAGACGGUUCAUUCACGAACAUAUCGACAAUGUUUGGAAGAGUUCAAAUAAAAAUGUUUAUUGAAUAACAUAUACCGACGUAAAUAUGUUACAUUAGGUUAUAAGAAUUUUAUUUUUUAAAGUUGUUCUCUGUGAAAAUGACACAUGAAUUUAUAAAUAAGAUAAAUUAAUAUAUCAUUUAUAAUCGAAACCUAUAUAUAAACUUUCUGUAAGAUGAAAUUACUAAAAAAUUGUGUAACAAUGAUAUUUAACAUUUACAGUAUUUAAAAAGUGUAGUUUUGAAUAAGUAAGAUGUAGGCAUCGUCUCGCAUCAGUUUACUUAAUAUCUCGUAAUAUAAUAGGUCAAAUUAAAUUAAAAAAUCUAACUAGACAUAAAGCAUUCCUAUUAGAUUCGUUUCAAAAACGAAAAAUAUGAAAGUUCAAUUAUCCAAAAGACCUGCUUUCAUUUACUCUGUUUCAAUGUUUGACUACUAACGUUUUAUGUUCUGAAGCAACUGUGAUAACAUACGAGAUCGCUGUGCCGAAAGAAAACUUAUCAAGAGAUUUUGUAAAUGAGAUCUUUCAUAAAAACGGUGAUUACGAACGUGAUCUUAUGAUUGUAUGAAGUUUCAAAAGAAAAUAGAUCGAGAUAAACGACACAAUUUCAUGCAUUUCACAAGAUGUUGAAUAAGACUUAUUAAGAAAUCGUUCAAAAUGUGUACGGAAAAAAAAUUGAUUUCCAAAAAUCAAUGUGACGUGUUGAUGAAGACAAUUUCUUUACAGUUUUGGCAAUUGUUUAUUUUAUUAUUGCUCAAUAAACCUCGCACAGUAUCUAGUUUUGUGUUAAAAAACAAUAAAAACUAAAUUUCUCCAAAGCACAUCAUAAACUAAACUGCCAGCUACCUUUUUAUGAAAACUAGGUCAAUUGAAUUUUUCUUUUCGUUGACGAAUAUUGAUGUGAAAAUAUAUUAGCAAAAUUGUAGAAAAAUAGUUUACGUAAAUGAAUCAAUCAAAAGAUUGCAAUUUGAGAAAUAGCAAAAUAUAAAUCUUAUAGUGUAGUGUAAAUCAUAAUAAGUGUAUUCAUAAGAAGACUGUUAUGUUCAGAGUAAAUCACGACGAAGAAGUACUUAAAACAUAGUUUUACUUAUAAAUACUUAUAUACAUAUAUAUUUAUUGAAAUGAUAUCGUCAUUUUUUACUUGAAACAUUUUCCAUUUAAAUUGCUUUCUUUUCAUCUACCAUUAACAUUAUCAUUUAAAAAAAUGAUGGUACCACAAAUAUCAAUGACUUAAGAAAUUUAAGAAAACGUGAGCUUUUCACAUCGACUAUAGUUUACCUGUUACAAUUAAAUUACUAUACUUAUGGUAACUAAAAUCACCAGAGCCUUGAACAGCAAAGAAUACGAUCAUAAGACAACUUUCAAACUCGUGCCUUAUUGCGAGCACUUGUUGAUUACAGUUUUUAAACCCUCGUUUUUAAGAUUUUCAACAUUACUCAACGAAUUAAAAAAAAGAUCAAUAUAUCACUGUAUUCUAUUUAUGUUAAAAUGUGCCUAGAAGAUAAAAUUUAUCAAUGAAGAAUGACUUGUCUAUGACAUAAUUAUCAAAUUAAGAGCAAUAAAGUCAUGGAUCAUUCAUGAAUCAAUAUGAAUACGUAAUUUUCAAAAGUUCAUUAUUAUAUUAUUCAUUGCUAUAAACAAUCAAUUAAAUAAUUAUGUAACUAUAAUAAAAUAUUUUUAAAUAUUUUUAUCGAACAAUCAA